Prunus armeniaca (apricot) is the source of this 1173-nucleotide messenger RNA. Lineage: Eukaryota; Viridiplantae; Streptophyta; Magnoliopsida; Rosales; Rosaceae. The record is from the annotation of a GenBank genome assembly.
AUGGAAACUCCAGUGAGAAUUCUCAGUCUCAAUCGCCAGCUCUUCGCCAAAAUGACGCCGUCCGCUCUUACAUUCUCUCCCAAACUUCUCCGGCCCCCAAAUCCCUUACUUCCAUUUCACACUGCCGCUCGAAACGGCGUCGUCAAAAGAACCCCCUUUUCUCUUUCUCUCGCACAGCCACAGUCCUCGUUCAACUUCGCCACCCAUACAAACCCCUUUCAAUCCCUCCUCUUCUCUCUCUCUUCCCAAUUCCCGAUCAACAACUUCAACCACUCUCUCUCGCACUCACACGACGGCGUUUUCACAUGGAACCGAGCUUUCCAGAGUGGCAUUGAUGGAAAUGUGGGUUCUUUCGGAACCCAAAAGCGAGAAGUAACCGUCGUCUUGCUGGGUUGGCUUGGGGCCAAAACCAAGCACCUGAAGAGGUACGUGGAAUGGUAUAACUCCAGAGGCAUUCACGCGGUGACCUUCGUUGUUGAUGCGAGGGACGUGCUCUGGUUUGAUUUGGGCCACCGGGUCGAAAAACGGGUUUCGGAUUUGGCCCAAGAGCUCGUUUCGUGGGUGGAGGAGAGGGUAGAGGAUGGGAGAGAAAGAUAUGGCGCCAUUCUUGAAAUUCUUCAGGGUAGACAAGACCUGAUGGAGAAGAUUAAAGGAUGUGUUGUUGAUUCAGGAGCAGCGGAGCCUUUUAAUCCUAAGGUGUGGGCAGCGGGCUUUUCUGUCGCUAUCUUGAAGAAACGCAGCUCUUUAACAAGCCCCGCGGUUGAGGCUAGAGAACUGAAUAAGUCUGAAGAUGCAGUGAGCUUGUCAAAGAUGCAAGAAGAGAAACCUCUGAUAGUUGAAACCAUGGUUCUGUUGGUAUUAGAGAAGCUGUUCUCAGUUCUUCUAAAGUUGCCUGACGUGGACAAGAGGUUGUCGAAGGUAGUUUCUAUCCUCUCAGAAAACACUCCUUAUUGCCCUCAACUUUACCUGUAUAGUACCGCUGAUGGAGUUGUUCCGCAUCAGUCGAUCGAGUUGUUCAUUGCAGAGCAAAGGAGGAAGGGUAGAAUGGUUAGGUCCUUCAAUUUCGGCUCAUCACCGCAUGUAGACCACUUCAGGACUUUCCCCAACAUCUACUCUUCAAAGCUCGACUGUUUCUUGAAAGAUUGUUUAGCUACCUCUAAGACGACAGCAUAA